Molecule: messenger RNA, 489 nt
Organism: Salvelinus namaycush (lake trout)
Lineage: Eukaryota; Metazoa; Chordata; Actinopteri; Salmoniformes; Salmonidae
Product: ephrin-B1-like
Exons: 4
Coding region: 1-489 (162 amino acids)
Biological process (GO): axon guidance; ephrin receptor signaling pathway
Cellular component (GO): plasma membrane
Molecular function (GO): ephrin receptor binding
Source: RefSeq, a predicted model, not a curated record
AUGUUCUCUUCUCCUCCCCUCAGUUUCCUGUCAGGUUCCUGUCAGGUAGAGGGGUGGUCAUCUACCCAGAUAUCUUAUGUCUCUUCUCCUCCCCUCAGGUUCCUGUCAGGUAGAGGGGUGGUCAUCUACCCAGACAUCGGGGACAAGCUGGACAUUAUCUGCCCCAAGGCUGAGCCAGGACGAGACUAUGAGUUCUAUAAGCUGUACCUGGUCAGGAGAGAGCAGGCGGAGGGGUGCAGCACGGUCAUGGACCCCAACGUACUGGUCAACUGUAACAAGCCAGAGAAGGACAUCAAGUUCACCAUCAAGUUCCAGGAGUUUAGUCCCAACUAUAUGGGCCUGGAGUUUAAGAAGAAUAUGAAUUACUACAUCACAUCCACGUCCAAUGGUUCAGUCGAAGGCCUGGAGAACAGAGAGGGAGGAGUCUGUAAGACCAGGGCCAUGAAAGUUAUCAUGAAGGUCGGACAAGUUUUAUUUGCAGUACUGUAG